CUGCCCGGGCCGCCGUGCCGGUGGAUGUCAAAGGCUGAAGCGGCGGCGCCGCCACAGUAUAACUCGUGGGGGGCUGCGCGGCGGCCAUGGCCACAGCCGCCUCCAACCCCUACAGCCUCCUCGGCUCCGGUUCGCUCGCCCAUGCGGACGGCGCGGGCAUGCAGCAGGGGAGCCCGUUCCGCAACCCGCAGAAGCUGCUGCAGAGCGAGUACCUGCAGGGCGUCCCCGGCAAUGGGCACCCGCUGGGGCACCACUGGGUCACCAGCCUGAGCGACGGCGGGCCCUGGCCCUCGGCGCUGGCCGGCGGCCCGCUGGAACAGCCCGACGUCAAGCCGGGCCGUGAGGACCUGCAGCUGGGCGCCAUCAUCCACCACCGCUCGCCCCACGUCUCCCACCACUCGCCCCACGCCAACCACCCCAGCGCCUGGGGGGCCAGCCCGGCCCACAGCGCCUCGCUGGCCCCCCCCUCCGCCGCCGCCGCCGCCGCCGGGCAGCCCCUCAACGUCUACUCGCAGGCGGGCUUCGCGGUGGGCGGCAUGCUGGAGCACGGCGGCUUGACCCCGCCGCCCGCCGCCGCCGCCGCCGCCGCGGCCGCCGCCGCCGCCGCCGCCGCCGCGCAGGGCUUGCACCCCGGGCUGAGGGGCGAGGGCGGCGGGGAGCACGGCGAGCUGGGCGGGCACCACUGCCAGGAUCACUCGGAUGAGGAGACGCCGACCUCGGACGAGCUGGAGCAGUUCGCCAAGCAGUUCAAGCAGCGGCGCAUCAAGCUGGGCUUCACCCAGGCCGACGUGGGCUUGGCCCUGGGGACCCUCUACGGCAACGUCUUCUCGCAGACCACCAUCUGCCGCUUCGAGGCCCUGCAGCUCAGCUUCAAGAACAUGUGCAAGCUGAAGCCGCUGCUGAACAAGUGGCUGGAGGAGGCCGACUCCUCCACCGGCAGCCCCACCAGCAUCGACAAGAUCGCGGCGCAGGGGAGGAAGAGGAAGAAGCGCACCUCCAUCGAGGUGAGUGUCAAGGGCGUGCUGGAAACGCACUUUCUCAAGUGUCCCAAGCCGGCCGCCCAGGAGAUCUCCUCGCUGGCAGACAGCCUGCAGCUGGAGAAGGAGGUGGUGCGGGUCUGGUUCUGCAACCGGCGGCAGAAGGAGAAGCGCAUGACCCCGCCGGGAGAGCAGCCGCAGCACGAGGUCUACUCCCACGGCGUGAAAACGGACACGGCCUGCCACGACCUCUGACCGGGGGGGUUGGCGGGGCAGAGCAGGACUGCGGGCAGCGCGGAUUUGCUUCUUUUUUUUUCCGCCGGGGGCUUUAACUUAUGGUUUCCGAGAGGCGGGAGACGGGGGAGCGGGGGCUCCCCGCUCGCCGCCUGGGCAAUAUUUUCUCCUCUCCCUCUCCGACCUUUCUUUCCGCUGAUCAGUACACGGUGUUUACUCGCAGACAAGGUUUGGUUUCGGGCUCCGCUAGGACGAAGGAAAAAAAAAGAAAAAAAGGAAAAGAAAAAAAAAAAAAGAGAAAACCCACGGGAAAAAGAAAAAAAAAAAAAAAAGAAAAGAAAAACCCGACAGAAAAGGAAAGACAGAUGUGUGCCUAUGAAUAACCUUCCAGCGCCUUGGUUAUAUCAGCUGUAUUUCAGGUGAAUCUGUUUUACAAUAGACUAGUUUUGCAUUUUUAAAGACUUAUAUAGCGUUUUUAAAUGUCUGAGGUGUUUUACUACAAACUGUACACAAUAUUUGUGACCUAAUUUGUAUCGAAUUGAGCAGUCAAAACGUUUCUCCCUUCCCCACGCACCGGCAAUGUCACCCAGCAGGGACGGGGCAGGGUGGCCGCGGCCCUUCCUCUCUCCCCCCGACCCCCCCCCCAGGAGACGGGGUUCCCCUCCGCGCCCGCGGAGUCCCACGCACCCGACUGCCGCCCGCACGGUUCUGAAGAACAGGCUUAUUUGUUGCAGCUUUUCUCUUCCUUUUCAAGAACUUCCUGACACCGUAAAACGGUCGGCUUACGAUCCUCGCCUCCCCCCUCUGCUUCCAAGGGGGGGGGGGGGAGAAAUUAAAAAUAGUUAUUUCUCAGAGAUUUCUCCGAAAUUAAGCAUCACAAACAAAACCGUGGCAUUUGCCAGUCUUUUUUCUUUCCGAAGAUGAGUUGGGCUUUUUGAUCAGCGCCAGACUGAGAGGUCUGUAGUAAAACACCUUUAUACUUCUGCGCUUUGGCUUCGGAAAUCAGUUUCUCUGUAUUUUGUUUCGAUAGUGAAGAGGAAUGAGGUGUCUCAUGAAUUUCGGGGGGGUGGGGAGGGAUACAGAAAACGCCCGCAUUUGGUUCACGCUGAGCUUAUUUCCGCGUCACAGGGAGAUGCUGGAUUUGGUGAAAAGCUUUUAUAAAAAAAAAAAAACAACAAAAAAACAAACAAAAAACCACCAACAAAAAAAAAACCAAACAACAACAAUAAUGGACAGGGAGAAAAACAAAACAAAGAAAAAGUCACUAAAAUGCUAAAACCAUAACCAUUUUUUGGGCACAGGGAAGUGCUGAGCUGUAACCACCCCCCUCUCCUCCGCCCGGCCGUGGCUGUGUUGUACACAAGGACGGGGGGGGGGGGGGUGUGCAACACCCACGCACCCACUCACGAAGGGGAAUUGCUGCGUGUGUGUGUGUGUGUGUACGGCCAAGAGUUCACUCGCUGCUCCCGCACCCUCCCUGUGGCCGGGCUGGCUCGGGGCCGCCGGGCAGGACCGGGCCGGGCCGGACCCCCCCACCCCGCACCCAGAGCCCCCCCCCCCCGCGGCUGCACCCAGCUCCGCGGCUCCCCGCACAGCCCCUCUCCUUCCCCGGCGUUCAGAUUUUUUCCUUUCGACAUUUAUAUUUUUCAAGUAUUUUUCAGUAAGCGCUAAAAAAGAAAAAAAAAAUUAAAAAGAAAAAAAAAACAAAACAAAAAACAAAACAAACUCGACACUGAGGACCUGCCUAUUUCUGCCAACUUUAUAACUGUACAGUUUUGUAUAUUAAACGUUUUUUGGAAGUUAUUAAUUUAAAGAAAGAUCAUUUAGUUUAUUCAUUUAGUAACUGAUGUAUAAUAAACGCUAUUUUCAUUAAAGGUUGCUUUUUUCAACUAUUUUAUCCAAAA
Molecule: messenger RNA, 3115 nt
Organism: Harpia harpyja (harpy eagle)
Lineage: Eukaryota; Metazoa; Chordata; Aves; Accipitriformes; Accipitridae
Gene: POU3F4
Product: POU class 3 homeobox 4
Exons: 1
Coding region: 87-1232 (381 amino acids)
Biological process (GO): regulation of transcription by RNA polymerase II; brain development
Cellular component (GO): nucleus
Molecular function (GO): DNA-binding transcription factor activity, RNA polymerase II-specific; RNA polymerase II cis-regulatory region sequence-specific DNA binding
Source: RefSeq, a predicted model, not a curated record